AUGUUGCAUACUGUUCACUCUACCAAGUUUCUGAAUGUGCCAAAAAUCUACCGAAAUUUUAAGAGAUUUCGUCCACUCUUUGUCGAUGAUCGUAUAAGCAGACGUCGUUUGGAAGAGAAGCGAGAUGACACAAUUGCACAGGAUCUACUUUUUAACGAUAGCAGUCUGUCAACAAAGUCAAGGACAACGUUCGAUCUUGUAAGAGCUUUGAUCCUUUUGAGGUUGUGUAAAAUUGACAGGCUUGUUGAUAAUGGAGAAAAGCUUGUAUCACUGUGCAAAAGUAUGUUUGGUAGCGCGUUUUAUGAAACAUUGAUGAAGGCUACAAUUUACAAGCAAUUUGUGGCAGGUGAAACAACAGAAGAUGUCAAAUCAGUCGCAAAGGAAUUAGGAAAACUGAACGUGAAUUGUAUGUUUUGCGUUCCUACAGAAGAUGUUUUGGAGGAUGACAUAAACAGCACUAAAAUCGCUGAUUUAGAAGAACAAUGCGAGAGAAAUUUACGUUCGAUGCUAAAUUGCGUAGAUUUGACAGCAUCACUUGGAAAUUUUGCACAAAGCAAGAUAACUCCAGUUAUAAGCGGAGACGUAAUAAACGAAAUCGCCGACAUGCUAACAGGAUAUAUCACAAACCAUGAAGAUCGACCAGUUCAUCUUGACGUGAAAACAUGGUCGAGGGCUUUAACAGCAAACGUUGAGCAACAUGAAAUACUCCCAGGAUUUGCCCGAACUACGAAAGAACACGUCAGAAACGGAUUACGAAGGCUGGGGAUUUUAGCCAGCAGAGCCGGAGAGACAGGUGUAAAGUUGAUGCUGGACGCCGAGUACAUACAUCUUCAAUCAGGAAUCGAUUUGAUUAUACUUGCUUUGCAGCAGAAGUACAAUCAACAAACGGCAGUUGUGUUCAACACAUAUCAAUGUUACCGAAAGGACACUCCAGGUCGACUACAAAACGACAUACAGUUGGCGCAAAAGUACGAUUUCAAGAUUGCGUGCAAGCUGGUUCGUGGAGCUUACAUGGAAUACGAGAGACAGCAAGCUGCUGAACAAGGUUACGACGAUCCGAUAUGUGAAAAUAUCGAAGAAACAGAACGCAAUUACAAGGAAGCCAUAGAUCUAAUGCUGACACAGGUGGCUCAAGACCAAGGCGAGGUGAUGAUAGCCACGCACAACGAAGAGUGUAUUAAGUAUGGAGUAAAACGUAUGAAAGAACUAAACAUUAAGCCCGAACAAGGCCACGUAUCGUUCGGACAACUUUAUGGCAUGUGUGAUCACGUGAGCUGUGAGCUAGGUAGUGCUGGAUAUAACGUCCAUAAAUCUGUCCCUUACGGUACUGUGGAUGAUUCUAUGUUGUACCUACUGCGACGAGCAAGGGAAAAUAAAGAUGUAAUGGCCAGAACGAAAAAGAAAGUUCGAUCCUCAUCAACGAAAUAAAGCGCAGACUUCGCAAGUCUGUAGGCCAGGCUUUGUAGAAAAACUUCUCACAACUAGUGGUGCCGGCUUAUGGGGUCUAAGUGGGAGGAUAAAUCCCUCCCCCUCCCCGCAUAAAAUUGCAAAGACUAUUGCCUUCAUUUGUAUAGUGAAAAAAUGUACGUAAGUGUAAUAGGAAAGAGCCAUUUUUGAGGAUUUUCCCCACCACACAAAAACCUUUGCCGGCACUAUUGCCACAACAGACGACUUAAAGAGCAAGUUGCUUACUGAGGGAAAGUGUUGUUCCUGAAACAUUUUUGAUUCAAUUUGGAACGAAAACAGUUUGCAACGCUGAACAAAAGUUGACUGCAUAUAAAAAGAAAAUUUCAUACAUUUCAGUUGCUAGUUCCAGGGACGGUGGAAGAUUACUCAUUGAAGAGGUUCAUAUUCAUGUCUGCAUGUUUUACUUUAUUUAGAUAAAUGAAUAACCCCCCUAAUUGUCAAUCUUCCGCACCUCCUGAUAUAAUAUCCUGAUUUUCAGACAAAACAGAUAUCUUUCAAAUCGUAAAAGCUGCUUCAUAACAGCUGAUUAAAUAGACAAGGUUCGAAGUUUAAUUAAAUAAGAUUGCAUAACUUAUAUAUGCUUUCGUCGAAACCUUUAUUUCUCCAUAGAAUCGACUUGAUUGCUGUAUAAUAGUACGAAGGAAAAUGUCUGUCGUAAAAUACUUAUAUCAAAAUAGAUUAACAAAAUAUCCUUUUA
Xenia sp. Carnegie-2017 is the source of this 2164-nucleotide messenger RNA. Its product is annotated as hydroxyproline dehydrogenase-like. Gene Ontology annotation, cellular component: mitochondrion. Lineage: Eukaryota; Metazoa; Cnidaria; Anthozoa; Malacalcyonacea; Xeniidae. The transcript is spliced from 10 exons. The coding region runs from base 1 to 1428 and encodes 475 amino acids. Gene Ontology annotation, molecular function: proline dehydrogenase activity; FAD binding. The record is from RefSeq and is a predicted model, not a curated record.